Microtus oregoni (creeping vole) is the source of this 2898-nucleotide messenger RNA. It is a transcript of the gene Unc5cl, whose product is annotated as unc-5 family C-terminal like. The transcript has 8 exons. Gene Ontology annotation, molecular function: protein binding; netrin receptor activity. Gene Ontology annotation, biological process: netrin-activated signaling pathway; positive regulation of canonical NF-kappaB signal transduction; positive regulation of JNK cascade. The coding region runs from base 1 to 1557 and encodes 518 amino acids. Gene Ontology annotation, cellular component: membrane. The record is from RefSeq and is a predicted model, not a curated record. Lineage: Eukaryota; Metazoa; Chordata; Mammalia; Rodentia; Cricetidae.
AUGAGCCCCCAGGACAGUUAUGUGUACCCUUUCGAGUUCCUUCUGUUGGUGGGGAUACCUGUGGCCAGCGCUUUCCUUCUGCUUCAGUGCCUUCGUUGGCACUGUUCUCGGUGGUUGCCAAAAGACUGCAGGAAUCCAGAUGACCGAGAGGAGACUGUGUUCCCACCCACUUCAUUACCAGAAUAUGAGCCCCCAAGGCAGUGCCCACCCCCAACACUACCGGAGAUGGCUGCAUUCUAUCAGGAGCUCCACACGCCCACCCGGGGCCAGACCAUCACCCAGAAGCUGAUGAAUAAGUUACUGGUGUAUUCUGCUCGAGAGGUGGACCACCGUGGUGGAUGUCUGAUGCUGCAGGACACAGGCAUUUCUCUGCUCGUCCCGCCAGGUGCUGUGGCAGUGGGUCGCCAGGAGAGGGUGUCCUUGGUUCUGGUAUGGGACCUGACGGAUGCCCCAUCAUUGUCUCACAGACAGGGGCUAGUGAGUCCUGUGGUGGCAUGUGGCCCUCAUGGAGCCUCCUUCUUGAAGCCUUGCACCCUCACAUUCAAGCACUGUGCCCAGGAGCCCAGUCAGGCCUGUGCCUACACCAGCAAUACUCCCUUGCUGGAUGCCAAGAACUGGAGGCGUCUGGGUCAGCCGGGGGCUUAUACCUCCCGGGAUGAGUGCCGUAUCCUGCUUUCUCACUUCAGCCUCUACACCUGCGUUCUGGAGGCGCCCCUGGGUCAGACAGCCCGCAAAUGGCUGCAGCUGGCAGUGUUCUGCUCCCCACUGGCGCCCGGGCAGACCCACCUGCAGUUGCGUGUCUACUUCCUGAACAAUACUCCCUGCGCCCUGCAGUGGGCUAUCACCAAUGAGCAGCCCCACGGUGGACGCAUGCGUGGACCCUGCCAGCUCUUCGACUUCACUGGGGCCAGAGCAGACCAGUGUCUGAAGCUCAAGUACAUCUCUGAGGGUUGGGAAAACGUGGAUGACAGCAGUAGCCAGCUGGUUCCCCACCUUCAUAUCUGGCAUGGAAAGUGUCCCUUCCGUUCUUUCUGCUUCCGGAGAAAGGCAGCCAAUGAGAAUGAAGACUGCUCGGCAGUAACCAAUGAGAUCAUUGUCACCAUGCAUACCUUCCAGGAUGGCUUGGAAUCCAAGUACAUGGAAAUCCUCAGGUUCCAGGCCUCAGAGGAAGAGUCCUGGGCGGCACCACCUCCUGUCUCUCAGCCUCCCCCAUGCAAUAGGCUGCCCCCGGAGCUCUUUGAGCAGCUGCAGAUGCUGUUGGAGCCCAGCAGUGUCACUGGGAAUGACUGGCGUAGACUGGCCUCCCACAUGGGACUCUGUGGCAUGAAAAUCCGGUUCUUGUCCUGCCAACGCAGUCCCGCCGCAGCCAUCCUGGAGCUGUUUGAGGAACAGAAUGGAAGCCUGCAGGAGCUUCACUACCUCAUGACCGCCAUGGAACGCUUGGACUGCGCCUCUGCCAUCCAGAACUACCUGAACCGAACCCCCCGGGGCAGCCCUGCCACAAUGCACGGAGGCACCUGGGAGAACCGUGGCCUGCAGCUGGAUGAGAAACUCUAAGCAUGGCCUGCGGGGCCUCGUGGGGUACUGCAGCAGGCCUGGUCAUGCCUGUGAGUUCAGGGUCAUUGGCACAGACCCGGGUGGACCGAGCUGGAACCUCCAGCGAGGCUAGACUGCCUUGCCAUCAGUCCUGCAUCAGGACCACUCUCUAUCCUGUUGGCCAACUUUGUCUUGAGUGCAGGUUCCCUCCUGGUCAGUAGAGGGCGCAGGAGUCUGGGAGAUGGCCACAGCCCAGUCAGCUUCCAAAAUGCUGCUUUAUUUUCUCGUGGACGGCCAGGUGGCCCUGCAAGCACACUGAGAUGGAGACUGCUCAGUCCACAAGUAUUCACGGAGCACUGAGUCUCAGCACCAAGCAGGAAUCAUGGGGGAAUGUCGGCUUCUUUGAUCUUGUUCUGGAGUCUGUUCUGCCGAAUUGAUGUGCAUUUACCGUCAGCUGAGCGCAACAUUCUAGAAGUGCCUUCCUAUGGUUAGGGAAUGCAGUGGAUGUGGAGCUGUGCUUAGCUUUGAGUUGAGAAGGGAGGACGCUGAGGUGGGCCGGAGCAAAGAGUAGUCUCCAGAGAGGAUCAUGGGAGAGGCCUUUGGGUGGGGCUUGGAGAAUAGGGUAGGUGCACAGAGAACCAAGAGUGAGUGUGUUGGGCCGCCUUGAGGAGCUCACCUGAGGGGCGGGGCGUGAGGAGGUUGGCAGCGGGUUCAAGGGCAGAUCUAGAGAAGGGCAGUCGUACCUACUGGCCUCACGCUCCUGUCCCUUCAUGUCUUCCCAUGAAGGUCGUUCUCUGCCACUGUCUCUCUCACCACACACACACACACACACACACACGCACGCAUGCACGCACACGCACGCACACAAGAAGCUGAGAAGCAUUCAGGGUGCACAUUCUUUCACAGCCCAGGUCUUUCCACCUCCAGCUGAGCGUGUUAAGCCUCUGGCUCCUUUUCCUACAGUUGCCCCCUUUCAGGGUCCUGUCCUUCUGUGGCUCAGGGCUUCACACUGCUUCGUCUCUCUCUAGUUAUGGAGCCCCCCCCCCAUCGUUGUGUGCUUUUUUUUUAUUAUUAUUAUUAAAACAAAUCCCCCAUCACUACCUCAGAACUACUGAAAGAGCCUCAACUAUUCGGGGAGUGAAUGAGCACAGAUUUCCCUCCAGAUCAAAGUCUCCUUUAAGGCCAGCAAGUAAAGACUGGAGAUUAAAGGCCACUCCCAGUCAAUAGUUCUGGAUAUUAAUACUCUUGCUUCCCAAUAGUUAUGUUAAUUUGUCCAAAGACUGAUGAUCUCUCUGGAAAGCCCCAACAGUUCACUUCCACAUUUAAGUAAAAUUUUGGUACUUUUUAAUGGUGAGCAAUAUU